CGACGUCACAUCCGCACUCUGUCUCCGGAAGUACAGUUAAUUUUUAUUCACAGGGAGAAAAAAAAAAACAAAAAACACAGCUGUUGUUGAGAAAGAAAACAUCAAAGUGAGUUUCUCAGAAUGCCUGCCUCAAAGAGAGAAUCGUCUCCUCCUGAAUCACAGUCCAAGAUGCGGAAGGUGGAAGAGGGUGGAGAAGAUUUACAAUCCAAAACUGGACCAACUACCAAGUCUCCCAAAACAGAAAAAAACGGAGAAAAGACAGGAACUCCGCGGGCUAAGAAAAAAAGGUCGUCUUCUGCCGAAGACGGAAAUAAUUCAUCAAAACAGAGUUCUCCUUCAAGUGAUUCUAGUAAACCCUCCUUAGACCCACCUCUUAAAAAAGCCAAGCUUCUGAAACCCACAAGUGCCUCCUGCGGAGAAGCUACCUCACAGAGAGCAAACUCCAAAGGUUCCCUGAAGCGGACCGCCUCAACCGGGUCUGAUGAGGAGCUGAGCAGCAACAGGAGUAAGGUGGACUUCUUCAGAGAGAGGGAUGACGAUGACAAGGCUCGCUGCAUCAGAAAAUAUUCCAACAAAGUCAAAGCUAAGCGCAAGGCAGAGGAGGGUACCUCUGACCCGCCGGACACGAGCCACGAUUUAUCAUCUGCACCAUCGGAUUCUGUACAGAUCGAGCACAACUACGGUAGAUUCUCAGAUUCAACGUCUUCUCAAAGCUUAACGGACUCUGAUGAGAAAAAGGACACUUCAGUUGAUGCACCUCAGAAUGCCUCUACGAAUACCUCGGUGUGUGAAACAGAGACGUUUGACUCUACAGCUGAAGAAAUUCAACUUUUGGAAUUAAAAAGCCCAGAAAGCCUUGCUAAUGAAACAUCUUCAAGAGAAACUGUAGGCUGUAUUGCAUCUGAGGGUGAGGAAAAGAGAGAUAAAGUUGGGUCCACUGAGGUCGCAAAAGGCCUAGAUAAUGAAACACUAUCAUCAUCAGAGGAAACACUAUGUUCAGUUCCCGGAGAUGUGAAUUCAAGUCGUGGAGUUGAAAUUUCUGUAGCAAGAAGGACUGAUUUAGCAUACAGUACAGAAGGUCACAUUCAGCCGAGCCCACAAUCUCCUGAAAAAAAUGAGCGCAAUCUGAAAUGUGAAACAACAGAGAGUGAGCAUGAUGAGCAGAAAGAACCUGAAACAAGAGCAAUCGGUGCAGGCAUUAGUUCUGGAAAAGUAAACGAAGUGUCCUCGGAUGAAACAAACUCCCCUCCAAUACACUUGAAAAUCUGUAAUCCAGAAGCCCAGGCAGAAGGAAUAUCUACAAAAGCAGAGUCCUUUGCUGUUUCAAAGACUCAGAUGGCUUUAAAAGAGGAAUUGAAUGCGGCAGAGACACACAAUGUCUCUGCCGCAAAAGAUGGUGACUUAUGUGAGGAUUUGAGCAAAAUGCAUGAAAACUCUGAAGAAAGCAGCAGAGAAAGCAUUGACUUCCAGUCUCCUCACACUGAGAUUUCUGCAGGAGAAGAGCGGAAUCAUAGCUUUGUGAUCGAUGACGCUCAUCAUGAUUGUCGAAAUAUUUACGAUAAAAAUCAAACGGAGAACCUUUCUGAAAAUAUCAUAGUUUCAGCGGUUCAAAUAACAACUGAAGAUGAUAUUCAGAGUCAGGAGAAUCACAUACUUCAAGAUGACGUGACGAAAGUAGAUUCUUUAAACGUAGACAAAGAUGCGCUUAUGGUCAUUCAUUGUGCUGCUGUACCAAUAAAUGAAGGUAAGGAGGAUUUACAGGCUUCAAUUCCAAGUGCUGUGGUUGAUUCACAAAUUCGGGAAUCUACUGCCAACAUGUUCACAGAUUUUCACCAGGAGGAAAAUGUUAAAAUGAUGGCAAACAAAGAGACUGUGAGUGAAGCAAAUGGAGAAAAUAAAACAGAAAUACAGAUUGGAAUUCCUUCCGGGAUACUAAAUCUUGGUCCUCUAUUGGAAAUGCAAAAGCAGGAAUUCCAGGAGGUCAGGGAAUUUCCCACAGUUGUGUCUGCUCAGAUCCAUGAUCAUGUCACAGUUGAUAAAUGUGAAAAUAUGGAAACUCGGGAAUGUCCUGAAACAUUUAGGGAGCUAAGUGGAUUGGAAACCCAGCCUGUUGCAGCAUCUGAUCUUUUAGAAGAGGAAUCGGAAAUACAAAUGCAGGAGAAUCAAGCCAGUGAAUGUUCCACGGUAGUACCUGAUGAAAGUGAAAAAGAUUCAAAGUCUGCUGAGUGUUUUGCUACAACAUACGAGAGUCUAACGGAGGUAGAUACACAGACCUCAAAUAUAUCCAAGCAAGUCUUUGACACGACUCUGAUAGAGGAAUUGCACAGCAAGAUCAAGCAGUUGGUCAGUGAACCCACCACUGGCACAUCUGAUGAAGCUCAGAAAGAUCUGGAGAAUGCAAAUAGUGCUGCUGAGCCUUACUUAGAAGUCAAUGAAGAAAAUGAUGCUAUAUCAGAGGCUGUGUCAAACGUUGCUCCUAUUCAAGAAACUAAAACCCAGCUGUCUAAUGAACUGACCAAUUAUGGACCUAACAAAGCGAAGGAAGAUCUAGAGACUGCCAAUGGUUCUGCUCAGGGUCAAAUAGAAGAUGUAAAAGCUGCAGACUCCAAGGUUGAGGUCUGUAAUAUUGCAACAGUUGAAGGAAUGCAAAGCCAGUUGUUCAUUGAACCCAUAACUAAGAUAGCUGAAGAAGCUUACAGAAACCAGGAUGGUCCCUGUGUUGCUCAGACUCAAAUUAGCGUUAAUGACCUGUCUACAGAAACAUCUGAGGAGGUUUCUAAUGUUUCUCCUAUAGAAGAAAUGCAAACCCAAAAAGUCGGGGAACCUAUUGCAGAGGAAGAAAUUCACAAAGAUCAGGAUAGUCAAAAGUUGGCUGCUCAAACUCAAAUCCAAGUUGAUGCCACAUCUGAGGAGGUUUCUAACACAGAUUCUGUUGAAGAAAUGCACACUCGGCUGGUCAGUGAACCUGCCAUUAGUUACAAAUCUCACGAAAAUCUGGGAAAUGCAAAUUGUAGGAUCAGUGUAAAUGUUGCUGCUGCUGAGACUCAAAGGGAAGAGACCACAGAGGUUUUAGCCACAUGCCAGGCUGUCCCUACUACAACUCCCAUAGAGGAAAUGCAAACCCAGAUGGUCAAUGAACCACCAGCAGACAUACCUAACAAAUUGCAGAGAGAUCUGGAGAAUGCAAGCUGUGCGGCUCAGAUUCAAAUUGCAGUUAAUGCCAUGUCAGGGAAUGUUUCUAAUAUUGCACCUGUAAGAGAAAUGCAAACCCAGCUGGUUAAUGAAUGCACCAUUAGCAUGCAAGAUGAAGUUCAUAAAAAUCUGGAAAAUGCUAAUUCUGCAACCAUGGAAGUUGUAUGUGUUUCUGUUGCUGGUCAGAGUCUAAUACAGGCUGAUGGGGAAAUUGUAGGAACAUCAGUGGAGUUCUCUAUAACUUCACCUGUUGAAGAAAUGCAAACUCAGCUGGUCAGUGAACCUACCAUUAAUGACAAAUCUCAUGAAAAAUCUCAUGCUGCUGCUGAGACUCAAAUGGAAGAGAACACAGAGGUUCCAGCCACAUGUUAUGCUGUCCCUACUGUAACUCCUAUACAAGAAAUGCAAACCCAGAUGGUCAAUGAACCACCAGCAGACAUACCUAACGAAUCGCAGAAAGAUCUGGAGAAUGCAAGCUGUGCCGCUCAGACUACAAUUGAAGUUGAUGUCUCAUCAGAAAAGAUUUCUUACGUUGCACCUGUAGAAAACAGGCAAAUCCAGGUGGUCGGUAAACCCACCGUUGACACAUCCUAUGAAGCUCUUAAACAUCUGGAAAAUGCACAUUCUACAAGGAAACAAGAUGUUAUGUGUGCUUCUGCCCAAACUCAGUUAGAAGUUGCUGGAGAAAUUGUUGCCACAUCACAAGACGUCUCUACAUCUGUACCUAUGGAAGAAAUGCAAAUCCAGCUGGUAAGUGAACCUAUCCCUGACAUUAGCAACGAGGUGCAGGAAGAUCAAGGGGAUACAAGCUGUGCUGCUCAGAUUCAAAUUGCAGUUAAUGCCAUGUCAGGGAAUGUUUCUAAUAUUGCACCUGUAAGAGAAAUGCAAACCCAGCUGGUUAAUGAAUGCACCAUUAGCAUGCAAGAUGAAGUUCAUAAAAAUCUGGAAAAUGCUAAUUCUGCAACCAUGGAAGUUGUAUGUGUUUCUGUUGCUGGUCAGAGUCUAAUACAGGCUGAUGGGGAAAUUGUAGGAACAUCAGUGGAGUUCUCUAUAACUUCACCUGUUGAAGAAAUGCAAACUCAGCUGGUUAAUUACUCAACCACUGGCAUACCCGAUGAAGCAAGUGAAUAUCAUAGAAAUAUAAGCAAUAGGAACAGUUUAGAUGUUAAAUUUGUUUCUGCUGCUGAUCAGAGUGAACUACAAGCUAAUGGAGAGAUUGUUGCCACAUCAGAAAUGGUAUCUAAUUAUCCUCCAGUAGAAGAAAUGCAAAUCCAGCUGGGCAGUGAAGCUACCAUACCCAACAAAGCCCAGACAAGUCAGGAGGAAGAAAGUUCUGCAACUUCGACUCAAUUAGAAGUUGUUGCAGAGGCUGCAGAAACACGAACACAGCUGGUCAGUGAACCUACCACUGACAUACCAAAGGAAUCACAGAUAGAUUUGGAGAAUGUAAAUUGUGCAGCUCACUCUGAAGUAGAAGUUGGUGCCACAUCAGAAAACAUCUCAACCUGUGAACCUUUAGAGGAAAUGCAAACCCAGCCGGUCAACGAGCCCAAUGUUAGCACCCCCGACGAAGCUCACAAAAUUCAUACAACUUCAAGAUACCAGAGCAGUUUAAAUGUUGCAGAUGCUUGUACUGCUGCUGAGGGUCAAGGAGAAGAUGAUGAAGUUUUAGUCGCAUCCCAGGAGGUCUCUAACUUUGCUCCUAAAGAAGAAAUACAAACACAGAGAGGUAAUGAGCUUGCCCCUGAGAUACCCAGAGAAGCGCAGAAACAGCCAAGUUGUGCUGCCCAGAGUGAAAUAGAAGUUUUGGUAGGGGCUGCAGAAUCACCUGAGGAGGUCUAUGACAUUGCACAUAUACAAGAAACACAAAACCAGAAGGUUAGUGAACCUAACCCAGAAAUAUCAGCUGAACGUCUGGUUAAAAGCGACAUGGUAAAUGUGGAAAUUGUGACUGUGACACAGAGACAAACAGAAGUGGACACAGCAGUAACAAAAGAGAGUCCAGUUUCACCCUCUUCAUCGGAUGUAAAUAAAAGCCAAACAGAAUUUGACAUGGAGACCCCAGAGAAUAGUUCUAACAUUGGUUGUGUGGUUAAAGCACAUAGUCAUGAAAACCACAAUGUCAGUGAACAAUCAGCUGGAGACAUCGUUGUAGAAGCUCAUGAUAUGAUGAUCGAAAACGAUCAAAAUGUGAAGAAAGAACAGAUCAGUUCUAAAGAAUGUGUGACUGUACAAGAUAAUCCAAUCAAAUCUGAAAUGCAGUUCAUUUUAGCAUCAGAGGAUUCUAUAGUGGCACCUUCAAUGGAAAUACAGAGAGAGAAUAGCCCAAAUAAAACUGACAUUCUGAAUGCAGACUAUUCAGGGGUGGAAAUAACUCUUGCAGAGAAUAAAAGGAAAACGCACCCUGAAUCUGCACCAAAGAUCUUUGCUCCACUUUCUGCUCCUGAGACACAAAUCCACCAGAUCCUUGAUCCACGCGACACAAAUGAGGGUCACAAAGAAGAGACCGAGGCUGUGGAAGAAUGUCUUGGAUGUCCAGUCAAAAUGGAAAUGUAUACCACACAGCCUCUUGAGGAGUUUUCUCAACCAAUAACGAGAGCAGAAACAAAAACCCGGAAGAGCCUUGAUGCAAUUGAACAUGCAGGAGACUCGCAUAUGGGUAACGACAGCAAGACUUUUCAAGAACUCCUCGACAUUGCUGGGAAUCCAAACGACAUAGAAAUGCCAACACCUGAGCCUUUUGAGGAGAUUUCUCAACCAAUGGCUAACCUACCAACACAAAGCCAGAAAGCUCAGCAGGACACUGAAUUGUCUUUUUCACCAGGUCCUCCUGAAACACACGACGAGAGGAGCCUUGAAGUAACUGAGCCUCCAAGAGAGGCUAAAGAUGGUGAGAUCAAGGCUGACGAAGAAUACUCUGGUAAUGUUGAAAAUCCAAUGGAAAUACAAACAGUACCUCUUGAGGAGAUUUCUCAGCAAACAUCUAGAGUACAAACGGAAAUCCCUAAAAGUCUUGAUGUCACGGACCCUGCAACAGACGUAUCUGAAAAUGUCCCACAAAGUUUUAGGAUUCCCACAAAUGAGUGUGAUGAAAAUGAAAACCAGAUAUCUGAAGAAUGUGUCAGUAUUGAUAAGAGUCCAAAUGAAAUAAAAAUUCAAACAACAGGAACAAUAGAGGAAAUCCGUCAUGAAAAUGAUAACAAGGACGUCAUAGACAGCCUUAAAAGUUCUGCGGUUCCAGAAGAGAUAGAAAUGGAGACAAAUGUGGGGCCAGAGAUUUCCCAACAAACAUUUACAGAACCAAAACAUAGCCCAAGAGGUCAGGAAAUCUCUAAACUCACUGCAGACACUAAAAUUGCACUGCUGCCACCUGAAACACAGAUCCAGAGAGAAAGCCUCAGUAUUUCUCAGAUUCUAGAAAAAAGGGACUUGAAAAAAUCAGAGUUACCUCAAGGGAUUUCUCACCCAUCAUUUAUAGAAGAACCCCAAAGCCAGAGAGAUCAGGAGGUCAGUGAACUCCCAGCAGACACUGAAGCAGACAAAUACUCUCUCCCUGCUGAGAUUAAGCAAAACAUCGUUUCUGUUAAUGCUCAAUUUUUCGGACCUACUGAAACAGACAUAAAUGCAUCAAAAACCCUCUGUGAGAUUUUGCAGAAAUCCAAUGUUCACCUUCAACAGCAAAGAAGGGAGGAGGUUGACAAAGAGCAUAAAAAUGAAAACGAGGUCACCUCCUUAUGUGAGAAUGUUCUAGAGACUGAAACUAAAAUGGAGAUGUCUGUGGAGACGGAUGAGAUUUCUGAUCCAGCAGCUUUGGCAGAACACCACAACCAUCUGGCAGAAGAAAUCCGUGAACACGCCACAGGGUUAUCAGACCUGGAACCACUUCCUGUUCUUAACUUUGAAAAUAAAGAAUAUGUCAACAAGACAGAGCCUGUUGCUGAGGAUGUAAAAACAACAAACUCUUUAUUAGAAGAAGACUCGAGGAGACAGCAGAUUGAUGAAGCCAAUGUUGACAGAUCUGUUAGUAAUCUUCAAGAAGGAGCUGAUGGCAGCAAAGUAGUUGUAUUUGUUUGUGACCAACAAGAUAAGUAUGGUGGUGUUAUUCAGGCAUCAGAAGAUGAGAGUAGGACAGUAAAUGAGAGAGAGGUCCGAUUUAAUGAAAACCAAGUAGUGUAUGAACCAAUUAGCAGUCCAGAGAGCAAUAGUGGUGGGGAAAUUUAUACAAAAAUCGAGCUUGGUGAUAGCAUUUCUGUUCUGGACAUCCAGAACACAGAAACUCCUCUCACUGUGGGCGCCGAAGCAAACCUUUCAACCAAUGAAGUCAAAUUAGGAACUGGUCACCCUCAGGAGGAGGACAAGAUGGAAAUUACUGCUGCAGACAGCCAGAUUUUGGUGGAAAUGGAAGUGCAAACAGUCAGUGAGGCUCAAGGUCCCACACAUGCCCAGCUGCAGCAGAGUAAUGCAAUGGCAAACACUUCAACUGUUGACAUCAGUGCUACAGAUGGCCAGUCUGAAGAUGCUGCAGAGAAAAGUGAAAGAAGUGCCAAUCCACAGAGUAUUGGUGCAACAGAGUUGGUGCAAGAUGAAGCUGGACUUCAGGACCCUCCAACUCAUACAAGCGAAAUUGAGAUAACAGAUGGUCCAUCCGAAGAGUAUGUGGUCUUGGAACCGGUUCCAGAGAGUGAAAUUCACUUAGAUAUCUUGACUCGGGCUGCGGCUGAAUCAGGACUGUCAACCUCGCUCUCAGAUGGUGGUUUGGCGGAUAAAGACCCAAAACAGGGCAUUUUAAAUAGCUCGCAGAAGACAGGAUUAGAAGAAGCAAAUGAUGGGAUUAAAGAUGCUACUUUAGCCAGCUCCGGUGAGGUUUUAUCUCAGGACCUUCUUCACAAUGCGCAGAAUUCCAAACACCAAACCUCAUCUGGCAGUGUGGAUGCAGAAGUGUCAAACUCUGAUGCUCAGCACUCCACUGAAGAUGGUAAUGCAGUUGUAGUGGAGAAUGCUGGAUUUAACUUGGACCUACAAGAAGUGCAAAUUCUGCAGGAUAUCGAGAUUGGUAGAGAGAUUGUUGUGGCAGAGGAGGAUAAUGAGGAAGACGAUGAUGUUAAAAUAAUAAAACCAUCCGAACAAGCUACUGAAGACCCUCCAACAAAGUCCGAAGAGAUGGUAAUAAAUAAAAAUAAAGAUGAAAUUAGAAGUACUUUAAAGGAAAAGGCUAAAACUGAAGAUGAUAAAAAGGGGCCUGAGGUGGAAAAACCCAAGAAACAAGAAAUGAAUACGCAGGCGAGAACCAAAGCUCGUCUUGCGGCAUUGGCCGAACAGAAGGCUGCAGAGUCUAAGAGAGCUGCACAAAGACAGCAGCUGAACCUCCUUGCCCUUUGUCAAGAAAUAGCCGAAGACAUUGCUACAGACAGCAUGUUAUUAAAGAGGAUAGAGGAAGAAAAACAAGCUGCAGUAGCAGCAGCCGCCGCCAAAGCUGAAGCCAGCAAGAGGGAACAACCAGGAGUUAACUCACCAGAUGUGGAGCCGGGUAAUGUUGCGACUCCUGCCAGACCAGUAGGGAGCUCCGCUUUGGUGACCCCUGCUCCUGAGUCUUCUACUGUCCAUCCGUCGACGACAGAGUCUGUUGAAACCAAGCCAGCUGCCGAGCCUCAGAAAAGACGCUUCUUCAUAUCGCAAAUUUCAGUGCCGCUGAAAGCCCACGAAAAAAAGAAGCUGACCCGAUAUCAGAGACUCAGACAGGUUGAGCUGCAGAGGGAGAAAAUGUCUUGGGCUCGCGUAAAGAAACUAAAAUCUGACCAAGCAAAUCAGAUGUUUUCAGACAUAGACUGGCAAGCGCCUUUCUCUGGCGGCUUUUUAAUGAGUCCCAUAACUCCUCCUCCACCAGCGACCAGUCCAUCAACAACAUCCCCCGCAAGUCCUGCCCCUGCCAGUAAACCUGCUCCCCUAAAACCAGAGACCCCCAAGGCUGAGCCAGCUGAAACUCAACCCUCUAAACCAGAAACUGCAAAAACGGAACUUUCUAAAAAAGAAUCAGCCAAAGCCCCACCUCCUAUAGCUGAAACUCCUAAACCUGAACAGCCUAUUGUUGAAACCCGAAGAAGCACAAGGCAAAGUAAGGCGCAGGCAGUUCAAGCUGCUGCAGCUGUCGCAGGACCUGCUUUGAAAGUGACCAGGUCCGCAGCCAAGAGGACCCUCCCGCCAGUUCCUCCUCCCAUGCCCAACGGACUUAAAGCUCAAAAACCGAAGCCUGUAGAGUACACACCAUACAAACCCAGGCCCAAGUACUCCCCAGAUGACUUUGAAUUAGACGAUGAUGACAUGUUGCUGGCUGCUCCAAAAAAGCCAAAUCAACCCAGACAGCUGCCUCGACCUGGCGUCCCAGCUCUGCGUCCAACACCUUCAUUAAAACCUACUACUGAACCGCAGCUACCUAACCAGGCAGAGCUGAAAGCUCAGAAAGCACCUCCUGGACAGAUUUCAGGUCAAUCUAAGCUUACAGCUGCAGCUCAACCUCAGACAAAACCAGCGCAAAUCAAGCCUAAUGCUACUCAGCCGAAGCAUACAACUGCAGCUCCUUCAAAACCAGUCACAUCCACCGUGACUGGUCCCAAAGCCAACUCGGUUGCAGUUCAUCCUAAGCCCACUGCUCCUCCCACUCCUCCACCAAAAACAGCUGGUGCAAAUGUAACACAGUCGAAACAGCCAGCAGCAACAGAAAAUCAGCCAUCUGAACCAAAGCCUUCAGUUUCUAAGGCUAAUGUAGCUUCAAAGCACCAGACGCCCCCAAAUCCCCCAAUACAGGAAAAUAAGAAGCCCAAGGGUACAGCUGAUUCAUCUUCACCAGGUUCUGCUUCUUCUCUUACACCUGAGGGGAGCGCCAAAGACCCUGGUACAACAAAGUGUGAAGAAAUACCUAAUGUUGCUACCACUAAUCCGUCUCCAGAGAGUAGCACAGAAUUACCCAAGAUGGAGGAGAAAACAUCAGAGGAGCCCUGUCAGCAAGGAGAAGCAAAGCCACAAGAUGGGGCGACUCAUCGAGAGGUCGACAAAGAUGGCACUCAGACGGAUGCAGGACAGAAACACUUCGGCCCAGAGGCCUGCGGCGUGUGUGGGAUGCUCUACUCUGCUGCCAACGCUGAGGAUGAAUCUCAGCAUUUACUCUUUCACAAUCAGUUCAUCAGUGCUGUCAAAUAUGUGGGGUGGAAAAAAGAGAGAAUCAUGGCAGAAUAUCCUGAUGGCAAGAUCAUCCUCGUCCUCCCUGAUGACCCCAAAUAUGCCCUGAAGAAGGUGGAGGAGAUCCGGGAGAUGGUGGACAAUGACCUCGGCUUCCAACAGGUGGAGACAAAGUGUCCCUCUCAGACCAAAACCUUCCUCUUUAUCUCCAUUGACAAGAAAGUGGCUGGAUGCCUCAUAGCAGAGCACAUCCAAGAGGGGUACAGAGUGAUCGAGGAGGCUCCGCCUGAGGGCUCAGAGGGGGAGAAGGUGAUGUUUGAACGACAAAGAGCUUGGUGUUGCUCCACCACACCGGAGCCAGCCAUCUGCGGCAUCAGUCGCAUCUGGGUGGUCGGCAUGAUGCGGCGCCGGGCCGUCGCCACGCGCCUGAUUGAGUGCCUAAGGAACAACUUCAUCUACGGUUCCUACCUGAGCAAAGACGAGAUCGCAUUCUCAGACCCCACCCCCGAUGGAAAACUCUUUGCCACUCAUUACUUCGGCACAUCUCAGUUUUUAGUUUACAACUUUGUGUGUGGAACCCGCUCGAUCCAGCCCAAAACUGACUCCGUAUGAUGGCCUGCCGGAAGAGGCGACGAUGGCACACGAAAUCUUCACAGCAUCUAAACGGACAUAAAUAACUCCGAGAGGUCAAUUAUUGAACUAAAACUCAGGAUGACAACUUUAACUCUUCCCUGCAUAGUAUUUUUUAAAAUCUAUUUUCUUUGUACUCUUUUUUUUUUUUUUUUUUUUUCUCGUUUUUUUAAGUUUUCAGUUGGUUUUAUUAAAAUACAGUUACAUGCAUGAAGUGAGAGCAAUAGAGUUUAAAGAGCGUAUCAUUUUUGUCUAUGUUCAGCAAACUGAAACCUCUUUAAAGGCCGAGUGAAGAUGAGUGUCGGGUUCUCCUCCUGGACAGUGAGGCUGCCAUCGUCUCCAGCUUUGAUGGAUCAGGAGUUUUGGGUUUGAACUUGGGGCAUUCGUCAUGUGUUCCUGUAAGGUUUGAUUUUUUCCAAGCCGAGCCAUAUACUCUCCACGUUUUAUCCUUUCACUGUCCGAGUGUUGUCUUUUACGUCUCACAGAGGUUUUCUUUGUUUUAAAUUUGCUUUGUUGAUGCCUGGAUUAUUGUUAAUUUAGUUUUAUUUACUUGACCACAUGCCCUCCCUAACUGGCGUAUGGCUUUUGAUUCAGUUAGCGUAGAGUAUCAUCCUCUUAUUCUUUAGUAACAAAUUAAAAUGUAUAUCAAAUAAUCAUGUAGAUUUAUGCAUACUAUUAUGAGAUUUAUAACGGAAGAUGAGAAAGAUCUUAAACCUUGUGUGCUUUGUUUUUUUAAGUUGAUAUAAAGAUCCAGUCUUCACAUGAGGGUUUAGAUCACUCCGAUUAAUCCUGUAUUUUCUUCCUCGCUGUUAAAGCAGCCGCCUUUUUAGAGACAUUUUGUGAAAGGAAAAACAAAUUGAUUUAUAUGAACCUCUUAUGUAAAUAUUUAUUUAAAUAAACCAUGUAAAAUAU
Messenger RNA from Girardinichthys multiradiatus, 11907 nucleotides. RefSeq lists its product as uncharacterized. The record is from RefSeq and is a predicted model, not a curated record. The transcript is spliced from 10 exons. Bases 121 to 10977 code for a protein of 3618 amino acids. Gene Ontology annotation, biological process: mitotic sister chromatid cohesion. Gene Ontology annotation, cellular component: chromatin; nucleus. NCBI's taxonomy places the organism in Eukaryota, Metazoa, Chordata, Actinopteri, Cyprinodontiformes, Goodeidae. Gene Ontology annotation, molecular function: protein-lysine-acetyltransferase activity.